AUGGGAGACGCAAACGAAAGACUUCCGGAGAGUACGGACGCAACACCAACAUUCAAAAGGGAAUUUGAAACGUCGGAUCUCUACAAGAAUGUCUACGGCUACGUCCAGAAUUACAUGGCCCGAUAUGACAUUUCCCAUGACUUCAGCCAUGUACUGCGCGUCCUAGCGCUGUCGAAGCACAUCCUAGCCGAAGAACUGAAGGACAAUCCUUGGAAGAAAUUCCACAAGCAGGCGGUCAUUCUGGGAGCAUUGCUGCACGACGUGGGCGACAAGAAAUAUGCUCAGCCGGGAGAGAAGGCCGACCAGCUGGUUGCUGAUCUUCUAACAAAGCAUGGCUGCCCACCACGUUUUGUAGCAAAGGUUUCGAUUAUCGUGGAGAACGUGUCCUACUCGAACGAGAUCAAGCGCCCUCAGCUGGUCAAGGCUAUUAUCUCAGCACAUCCAGAGCUCGCCAUCGUCCAGGAUGCUGAUCGGCUAGAUGCCAUCGGCGCAGUAGGAAUUGGGAGGACAUUUGCUUUCUCUGCCGCUAAAAUGCCAGACCGCGGUCUUGAGGGCAGUAUCGAGCAUUUUACGGAAAAGUUGGAGAAACUAGAAGGCGUGAUGAAGACCGAGACAGGCAAGCGGAUGGCGCGUGAGAGAACGAAAAGGUUGAAGGACUUCAGACAAUGGUGGGAAGAUGAAAACGAGCUGGUGUCAACUGUACCUGGCUGA
Molecule: messenger RNA, 711 nt
Organism: Lecanosticta acicola
Lineage: Eukaryota; Fungi; Ascomycota; Dothideomycetes; Mycosphaerellales; Mycosphaerellaceae
Source: the annotation of a GenBank genome assembly